Phoenix dactylifera (date palm) is the source of this 453-nucleotide messenger RNA. The record is from RefSeq and is a predicted model, not a curated record. Lineage: Eukaryota; Viridiplantae; Streptophyta; Magnoliopsida; Arecales; Arecaceae.
AUGAGGGACAUUCAGCACCAUAUAGACUUGAUACCUGGGGCAAGCUUACCGAACCUUCCUCACUACCGCAUGAGUCCAAAAGAGGAUGAAAUUUUGAGGCAAAAGAAGUUCCCAUUUGUUAUUUGGCAUAAAUCAGGAACUUCAAACCUUGUAGCUGAUGCAUUGAGUCAUAUGGUUGCAUUGCUUGUGACCGUGAGCCAAGCAGUAGUUGGGUUUGAGUGUCUGAAAGAAUUGUAUGCUGAAGAUGACGAUUUUAAGCAAGUAUGGGCGGCAUAUUCAGCAAGACAACCAGCGGGUGAUUAUCAUAUUUUUGAUGAGUAUUUAUUUAAGGGGAAUCACCUAUGUAUUCCUAGAGUCUCUUUGAGGGAGAAACUCAUUAGGGAUCUGCAUGGAGGUGGUCUCAGCGGCUAUUUGGGAAGAGAUAAGACCAUGGCACUUCUUGAAGAGAGGUAA